UCCACCCACUUCUCGCCCUCACAGCCAGAUCUAAAGACAUGCCUCAUUCACUCCUGCUGCACAGGUUGUGAGGGAGAGGAAACAGAGAAGGAGUGAGAGAGGGAGAACCAGAGAGGUAGAGGAGACUAUUAGCAACUGCUGGAGAGGGAAAGAGGACAGGAGGUGACAAAGAGAGUCUGUACAGUUUGGUGUUUUUUGCUAAGAGAAGAAGAGGGAAUUCAGGAGUGAGACAGGAGAAGGAAGACAAGUCUUCAGGAGUGGGACUACCCAACAGUGGGAGGUUCCUCCAGGAAGUUUAUAGUGAUCUUCGGCAGCAACCCCCUUCCUCUCAGCUGGGAGUCAGACCCCCAGGAUCCAGAGCCAUGGAGCCCUCCGUGUCGACCGAGGUCGAGGGGGAGUGCAAGGAGAGGAAGAAGAUCCAAUUUGCUGUUCCGGCCUCCGCGCCCACCAACCUGGACCCUCGGCAAGUGGAGAUGAUCCGGCGCAGGAGGCCCACACCUGCUACGCUGUUUAGAGUAGCUGACCAAACAUCUCCUGAAGAUGAUCAGUCAACCCAUCAGUGGGUUGUAGGAGAGAACGGAGUGCUCAAACCAAAACGUGUCAACCCAAACGUGUACCAGCCUCCAUCACUCAAAGCUGUGCAGAAGAUGGCUGAAGCACACAUGCAGAACCUAGGUGUCUACCCUCCUUUGGAAGACCCUUGUGAAGGGGAGGAGGAUGAGGACCACAGUCAGGGAGAGGAGGGAGAGGACACAUCUCCCACCAAAGCUGCUGAUCACCACGAGACAGCCACCACCGACCAAUCAGACAAGCUUUCCAGCGUGAGGGAGACGGCCAAGCAGAUCCAAGCGGCGCAGGAGGAAGAGGAGGAGGAGGAGGAGGAAGAGGGGGAGGACAAAAUCCAGGAAACGACAGAGGAGAACAAUCGGGGGAGUAACUGAGAGAAAGAGAGAGAGAGAGUGAAGUAGAGAGAGAGAGAGAGAGAGAGAGAGAGAGAGAGAGAGGGAGAGAGACAAACAUUUGGAGGGAAGAUUGGGGAACGUGAAGGUGUGUUUUGUUUUUUUCUCAAAGGGUUAAAAUCUGAAGAACUCAGAUACGAGGAGGAGACGGGUGCGCUGUUGUCUGAGAGCUGUGGGUGGAGAUUAAAAGCGAGUAAUUGAAUGAAAGAUAUACACAAAAUGAAACAGGGUCAAGUGGGGUGUAAGAGAAAGCGAGUUUGUGUUUUAGGAGUCGGCCCUUAUGAGGAGGUGAAGAAUGAUCUACUGAGAGAGCAGACUACAGACGCCACUUUGGCCCUAAUGUCCCCUUCUUUAUAAUGAGUGUGGAGAGGCCAAGGUCAACAUGACCAAAUACCCUGAAAGACCAGUCCUCCUUCUACCUUAAUGCUUCUGCACAGAGCUAAAUGUUCCUUUAAAGAGGGUAAUUACUACGAUAAACACACAGUCUUCUUGGGUACACUUUUAACAAAGGUUGUCCCUUUGAAAAAAAUCUUGAAAGUCCUUAAAUGUGUGUUGUGGUCAAUGAUCCACUUCAUCUUGAAACCUGCAUCGUUCUGAUUUGCAGCAUAUUUUAAAUGUGUGGUCCUUUAAUUAAAUGUGUAUUUACUGCCAUCUUGUGGCAGAAAGGAGGAAGUUUAAAGUGAUACUCCAGCCAAAGAUCUAAAUUUAAAGCAUUAAAAAAAAAAAGUUGAAAAACACCUGUGGAAACUUUUCAAACCGUUGCCGCAUCAUUGUCCACUUCAUGUCUGUCCAUCCAUAUGUUUAGGAGUAUUUCUCAGUCAGUCUAAGAUCAGUUAAUCUUUACUAAAAAGAUAGAUACCAAAAUAUUUUAGGAGGAGUAUCACUUUAAGAAGCACCAAAAGGUUUGUCUCAUGAGUGUGCACAGUGAGUGCAUGCCUACAUUUAUUGCAUUAAUAUUUAAAUUAGGACUUUUACUUAUUUGAGUAUUUUUAAAAUGAAUCUUUAAAGGGUGAAGCUACCUCUAAUUUUCUCAAAAUACUCAGCCAUUGCCGCCAUGCAUCACACCUUUGAUUCAAUGUGAAGUGGUGAGCUGUUCGGGGAAUCAGAUAUUAAAUUUCAAAUCUUUUCCAUAUGCUGUCGGCUUCUUUCUCAGUGCUCACAGGUUCCCUUUUGUAUGUUAACACUUUUCUAUUGUCAUCUUUUUAAUUGUCCACUCAUGAUUUGUAUGUCAUAGAUCUGUUGUGAGAGCUAUUUUUCUAAGCUAAUGCCCGGUGUGUGAGUAGCUCAGCUCCUGUUUCUACUGUCUGUAUACAACCAUACAAAAAGCCUGCAUGUAGCAUGCAGCACCAGGAGACUGAAACCAGCCUCCGUGGUUACUUUAUGACUGACAUGUGAGCAAAAUGGUCACUGUACAAACUUUCUGCAAUCUUUUUAACACACUUUAGAUGUUCACUUGGUCUCUCUCUGUUGAUGGAUGACAAGUUGAUAACUAUUUAAAAUGUUUUUACUGUCUUGCUUCUCAAAUUGUCAGCCUUUGUCUAAUCUAAGUUCCAAUUUAACUGAAGAUCCAGGAUCUGAUGUGCAAGAAGGUGCCCAGUUUUGCCACAGGAUGAAUAAAUGUAUCACCUGGGCUGCUGUCUGUAUAUAAAAUAAACUGUGUGAAACUUUUUUAACCUCUGACCUGCCCAUAUUGUGGGAUGACUGGAUGAGCAGGUUGUGUGUGCUGAGGCUAUGCGGCCGACGCUGUCCUCCCUCCUCCGCUCUCUGUCCACCUCCCCUCUCCUCCUGGGUCAGAAGAAAACAGCCAUGGAAAGACAUGUAUGAACUCUUAUUCUUAUCUGUCUUUACUUUACUUUUAUUUUUCCAUUCUCUCGUUUCUAAAUGUGAUGUGGUUGUUUUAAAGUGAACAUCAAUAUAAUAUCAAAAUAAACACUUUUCCCCCCUUUC
Messenger RNA from Thunnus maccoyii (southern bluefin tuna), 2906 nucleotides. RefSeq names its product protein phosphatase 1, regulatory (inhibitor) subunit 1B (gene ppp1r1b). Lineage: Eukaryota; Metazoa; Chordata; Actinopteri; Scombriformes; Scombridae. Gene Ontology annotation, molecular function: protein phosphatase inhibitor activity. Gene Ontology annotation, biological process: intracellular signal transduction. The record is from RefSeq and is a predicted model, not a curated record. The transcript is spliced from 5 exons. The coding region runs from base 363 to 941 and encodes 192 amino acids. Gene Ontology annotation, cellular component: cytoplasm.